Oncorhynchus tshawytscha (Chinook salmon) is the source of this 3244-nucleotide messenger RNA. RefSeq names its product bifunctional arginine demethylase and lysyl-hydroxylase JMJD6. Gene Ontology annotation, biological process: phagocytosis. The record is from RefSeq and is a predicted model, not a curated record. NCBI's taxonomy places the organism in Eukaryota, Metazoa, Chordata, Actinopteri, Salmoniformes, Salmonidae. Gene Ontology annotation, cellular component: cytoplasm; nucleus. Gene Ontology annotation, molecular function: P-TEFb complex binding; histone H4R3 demethylase activity.
CAGGAGCGUUGUUGUAGUUAGCUGCUUAGCUAAUUUCAUCCGGGCAGCUUCAUCCUCGCUAUUGAAAGUGCGCUUAGAGCAACAUUUUAUUUUUAAGGCCAACGUGUCGUGUUUCAGUAACACCAACACAGUACUCGUAUGGAGUUGCUUACCGUUUAACGUUAACUAAAGACUAGCCACUCAACUAACGUUCGCUUCAAUAUAGUUACUAGCAAGUUAAGCUAGCAAAUGUGUUUGUCUAUGCACCCCAGUCUAGUUAGCUAGCUCAAGUGCCUAAAUUCGCAGGAAUGAACCAUAAAAGUAAGAAAAGGAUCAAAGAGGCGAAGCGGAGCGCCAGACCUGAGCUGAAGGACUCUUCAGACUGGACGAAACAUGACUAUUGCGAGACUUUCGAUGUGUCACACCGCUCAGUGAAGGACAAUGUUGAGCGUGUGGACACCCUGCGUCUCAGCGCAGAGGAGUUCAUCCAGCGCUUCGAGAGGCCCUACAAACCUGUGGUGCUGCUCAACUGUCAGGACACCUGGCCCGCCCGCGAGAAGUGGACCAUGGAGCGCCUCAAACGUAAGUACCGCAACCAGAAGUUCAAGUGUGGUGAGGACAACGAUGGUUACUCUGUGAAGAUGAAGAUGAAGUACUACGUGGAGUACCUGGAGUCCACACAGGACGACAGCCCACUCUAUAUUUUCGACAGCAGCUACGGCGAGCACGCCAAGCGCCGUAAGCUGCUGGAGGACUACCAGGUGCCCGUUUACUUUAGGGACGACCUCUUCCAGUUCGCCGGGGAGAAGCGCCGGCCUCCUUACAGAUGGUUUGUAAUGGGUCCUGCCCGCUCUGGCACUGGCAUCCACAUUGACCCGCUGGGUACGAGUGCCUGGAAUGCCCUGGUGCAGGGGCACAAGCGCUGGUGCUUGUUCCCCACCCACACGCGGGAGCUGAUCAAGGUGACCCGGGACGGGGGCAACCAGCAGGACGAGGCCAUCACCUGGUUUAACGUGGUGUACCCACGCACCCAGCAGACAACCUGGCCUGCUGAGUUCAGACCCCUGGAGAUUCUGCAGGGACCAGAGACCGUGUUUGUUCCUGGAGGCUGGUGGCAUGUGGUUCUCAACAUGGACACCACCAUCGCUAUCACUCAGAACUUUGCCAGCACCACCAACUUCCCCAUCGUGUGGCAUAAAACUGUGCGGGGCCGGCCCAAACUAUCAAGGAAGUGGUAUCGUAUCCUGAAGCAGGAGAGGCCAGACAUGGCUACCCUGGCAGACAAAGUGGACCUCCAGGAAUCGACUGGCAUCGCCUCUGACAGCUCCAGUGACUCUUCCUCCUCCUCUUCCUCCAGCUCCUCUGACUCAGACUCAGAGGCUGAGUCGGGCUCGGAGGGGGACGCCAUGUCUCACAGGCGGAAGAAGAGGAAGACGUGCGGUAUGAUAUCCAACGGAGACAGCAGCACCAAGGACGACUGUGUCAGCAAAGAGCGCAGCUCCUCCCGGUGACCCCCUCGCUCCGCCCGCCUCGCCAAAAGGCUACACCCAGGGGGACUUUUGCAUGAAGAGCAGCCAAUUUGUUUGUUUUCAUUGGUGUGUCUCCAAAGGAGAGUCUGGUGGCCCUCUGUCAGUCUGUUGGAUAGAUAAGAGGGUCAGCCUACUCCUAGGCUGUGAUAAAGGAGAUUCCCCCUGAGGCGUGGACCUGCUGGAGGUUUAUCUGCCACCGCUCAGCUUCUAGUCAAAUGUUAAUCUAUAUUGCUGUUGCUUGUGGGGUGUGGGAAGAGCAGUAUUUCAGUGCGAGGGAGGGGUGUUGACCUUUGGAGAGAGGUGGGCUGUUGCCUUGUUGUACACCAGGUACUGGGGCUGAGGCAGGGAGCCGGCUGGCCUGUCUCCUCUACAGUGCCAUGGUCUUAUGUUGCUCAGUGGGGAAAAGUUUUCUAUUCACAGUGAGAUGAUGGCUGGAUGGAUAGAUAGGUGUGCUUUGGAUUGACUUCACUUUGCAGUACAUGGGAUGCCAGUUGAGUUUUAUCAUGGCAGAGUUGACCAUCUUUAGAUAUUAAAGUGUACUGUGAGUUUUGUAAGUUGAUAAUGUAUGACAGGGUAAGGGUGGAGGGAAAUCCUGCUGCCUUAGUCUGCAAAAAAGCCACUGAUUUAUAUUUUUUAAUUAACAUUUAUGCUUUCAUCCUCUGGGCUUCUUUUGCUAGUAACAGUUGAACUGAUAUGCAUAUGUAUUGCAAUCAAAAUAGUUCAUUCAGAAUCAGUUAAUUCAAUUAAAUGGUUAGCAAAUUAACAGUCCACAAUCCAGGCAAGACCAUUUAACAGAUUUAAGAAGCAAUGAAAAGAUUGCAUAGUGGCAUUUCUCUUUCAUAUCAGAUUUAUCUGCUGUUGACAUCUGUAGUGCAGACUAAUGCACACAUGUCUAGUGAAACAACAGCUUUUUCAAGACUUAGCCCAAGUCAUCCAGCAACAACUGUAAAGGCCAAGGGAUCCCCACCUGACUUAGAUUUAGCCGGUUCAGCUUGACAUUCAAAAGCUUGACCUUUUAGGAGGAAAUUGCCUAUACUACACUCCCUUAGCUCCAGGUUGGGUAAGAUGAAUCACACUCAGGUGCCACAAUUUAAUGUUGGACUAUCAACAACAAAAUUCCACCCAAGAACCUUUUAUUUAGCUAGGCAAGUCAGUUAAAAACAAAUUCUUAUUUACAAUGACGGCCUACCCUGGCCAAACCCGGACGAUGCUGGGCCAAUUGUUCGCCGCCCUAUGGGACUCCCAAUCAUGGCCAGAUGUGAUACAGCCUGGAUACGAAUCAGGGACUGUAGUGAUGCCUCUUGCACUGAGAUGCAGUGCCUUAGACCGCUGCACCACUCGGGAUUAAUUUAAUUACAUAUGGGUUACUCACACAAUUUUCAAAUUUGUAUGAUAACAAUUGUUAUUGUCUCUCGUAAAAGUGAGCCCUUUGCUGCUAUAUUAAUCAACAUUUUAAGAUGAAUGAAAUCAAACUAUUCAAAUAAUUUGACAUUACACGGCUAUACUGUAGAUCAGGGGCGUCAAUUGAAAAAAUUAUUCCGAUCUCAAUUGACAUGCCUAAAACCAAAUCGAAACUGCGUAGAAAUUAUAGUGGACAUAAUUUAUAGUCUCUAAACUCUGUCCAGCUUGUUGACAGUCAUCGAAAUUAAAACUAAACUGUCGGGGCACAUAGAAAAUGUGAUGGAUAGAGAACUAUUUUUUGCCAAUUUUGCCAGCAAGUAAUAUAACCAAUACAA